This is a messenger RNA of Psilocybe cubensis, 864 nucleotides long. RefSeq lists its product as uncharacterized. The record is from RefSeq and is a predicted model, not a curated record. NCBI's taxonomy places the organism in Eukaryota, Fungi, Basidiomycota, Agaricomycetes, Agaricales, Agrocybaceae. Bases 1 to 864 code for a protein of 287 amino acids. The transcript is spliced from 3 exons.
AUGACCACUCUCAUCACAGGCGGAACAGGAAAGACAGGGUUACACCUCGCCAACCUCCUCCACCAAGCCGGGCACCCAGUCCUAAUCGCAUCCCGCUCCGGAACCGCACCCGCCCCAUUCCAAUCUUCCACCGUAAAAUUCGACUGGCUAAAUCCCGACACACACAAAAACCCAUUCACCAUCGACGCCAACAUCGAGCGCGUGUACCUUGUCGCCCCGAACCACGUGUAUGACCCGCUUCCUAGUAUGCAGCCGUUCCUUGACUUGGCGGUAUCGAAGGGCGUGAGGCGAUUCGUGCUGCUUACUGGAUCGCAGUGGCAUAUUGGAGAGCUUCCGCUAGGGACAGUCCAUCAGUACCUGCUAAAUCUGAACGUCGAAUACGCGGUUAUCAAGCCAACGUGGUUUAUAGACAACUUUGCAUCGCUGUUCUUGGCUAGUAUCCGGGAUAGAGACGAAGUUUUCUCUGCUGCGGGUGACGGGCGCAUUCCAUUUGUGUCAGCUGAAGACAUCGCGCACGCAGCGUUCGAAGCGCUCACGGCUAAACAAUCCCCCAAUAAAGAGUACUUCGUCCUCGGCCCGGAGCUAUACACCUACGAAGAAGUGGCGAAGCUGUUUUCCACCGUCCUAGGCCGCGAAAUCCGGUACAGGCGCCUGAGUGUCGAAGAACAGACGCAGAUUUUCGCAAGUGUGAUGCCAGCCGAGUACGCGCGCAAGCUGGCUGGAACUGAGCAAUUGGCAUCACAAGGCGCAGAAGAGAAGCUUUUCAGAGAGGGUGGGGAGAAGAGUUUUAUCGGGAAGCAGACCUUAUUGGGGUUCAUCGAGAAGAAUAAAAAUAUAUGGGUUAAGAAGGGUGAUGCUGCGUAG